Parnassius apollo (apollo) is the source of this 636-nucleotide messenger RNA. The record is from the annotation of a GenBank genome assembly. NCBI's taxonomy places the organism in Eukaryota, Metazoa, Arthropoda, Insecta, Lepidoptera, Papilionidae.
AUGUGUUGGUGGUGUAAGAGUAGUAUGAAGAGCUUAAACCCGAGGGAAAAGAAGAAAUGUAUGUGUGCGGUGCGCGCAGAGUGCCUGUGGGCGGACGCGGAGGCGCUGGCGUGCGCGGCGCGGUGUGCGGGCGCGGUGUUCGGUGCAGGCGGGGGAGCGGCGGCGGGCGGCGCACGGCUGCGGCUGCGGCUGGGGCACGGCGCGCUGGUGCGCGCGCUGCUGCGCUGCGUGGGGCUGGAGGGCGGGGCGGCGGGCGGCGCGGGCGGCGCGGUCGCGCUGGCGGCGCUGCGUGAGUACGCGCUGGGGCGGCUGGCGCGCGUGCAGCUGCAGACGCACCUCGCCACGCUGCCGCUGGACGCGCGCCGCGCCGCGAUGCUGCUGCGCCUGGCCGAGGCCGACGUGCCGCUGCACGACCUGCCGCAUCUCGUUGCCAAGGUUACACACGCGAUUUUAUCCUACGCACAGUAUAGCACCAAAACUAUUCACACACACGUGCAGCAGGACAGAUGGAGCGGCGUGCUGCAGCGCGCGCUGCGCGAGCUGGCGGAGGUGGAGCGGCGCGCGCGCGCGCUCGGCGUGGACGUGAGUGCUGCCGUACCUCCCGUAGCACGUGCAUUUAUUGCUUUCCUUUUGUAA